UCCCCAUUCAGCUUUCUUUCCUCCUUCUCGAGGCUCCGAGACCCCACGUAGUGCGGUCCGAAAAGGAGGACACGGGCCCCGUGCCUCCCUCACCCGUUCCCCGACCUCCCCGGGCCAGCCUCAUAUCAUCCGGGCCAGCUCCCGCAGGGUGGUCGGUAGCUCUCCAUCACCAUGAGCCUCUUCAAUCUGGACCGGUUCCGCUUCGAGAAGAGGAAUAAAAUCCCGGAGCUGCCCGAGCCAGCCCCCCAGCCGCCGCCGCCGCCCCCCACUCCUCCACCCGCUCCUCCGAAGGCCGAGCCUCCUUCUCCCGUGUCCACUAUCAUCGAAGAUGACGAUCUGGAAGGGGGGAAAGGGAGCAGGCCGGGAACUCCCGAUUCAGACAUAACCGAAAAAACAGAAGAUUCCAGUGUACCAGAAACUCCAGAGCCUGAAAGAAAGUCAAGUGUAUCAUAUUUCAGGAAUCAAAAAGGAAUACAGUUUAUUGAUUUAUCUUCUGACAGUGAAGAUUUUGGCUCCCCAAAUUGUUCCAAUAUAAAUCAAGACCAAAAGUCUGAAAGAGAACCAGUGAUUAUAGUUUCUGAGCAAUCUGAAGAUGAACAAACCGAAGAGUAUCCUGAUGUGACACAAAGAAAUGAUGAUAUCUCAGAGUUGGAAGACCUUAAAGAUGCAAAGCUUCAGACUUUGAAAGAACUGUUUCCACAAGGAAGUGACAGUGAUUUAAUUAAGUUGAUUGAAUCAACAAGUACAAUGGAUGGAGCAAUAGCUGCUGCAUUAUUGAUGUUUGGUGAAGGUAUCCCUCGGAAAAGAAAAUUAGACUCAUCUUCCUCAUACUCCUCUGAAGAUGAUGAGGAUGAUGAUGAUCAAACUGUAAAAAGGAAACGAUUCAAUCCUCUUGAAGAAUCAAAGGAAUUUGAAGAACCAGAAGAUCAAUGGGACAAGCAGGAAGCAAUUGUAGCAAAGCUGCAGACUGAGUUUCCCAGUUUGGCUAAAGAGGAACUAAGAGAAGUACUUCAGGAACACGAAUGGAUGUACAAUGAAGCUUUGGAAUCUUUAAGAGUAUUUGCUGAAGAUCAACAAGGUAAAAAAUCUCUGCCGUACACCGUCACGAAGCAUCCAGAUUUCACAACUGCAAAUAAGGUUGCAAUGGUUACAGAUGUACAGUAUCCUUCAAAAAGUGAAGUUUCAAAUGGAAAAGCCGUCUCAAGAAAGAGUCAAAAUCACCUUAAAAACACAUCUAAGACAAAGAUGAAACAAAAAUGUGCUGUCAAAGCACAGAAUGGUUUUAACAAGAAAGGCAAAAAAACCCUUUUCAAUCCUAAAAAGGAAAUGCAGGACUCUGAAUAUGAUUCAGGCUCUGAUGUCGGGAGCUCUUUGGAUGAGGACUAUAGCAGUGGUGAGGAGGUGAUGGAGGAUGGCUACAAAGGUAAAAUACUUCACUUCCUGCAAGGGGCUUCAAUUGGUGAACUCACUUUGAUUCCCCAGUGCUCUCAGAAAAAGGCUCAGAAGAUAACAGAGCUCCGGCCCUUUAACAGUUGGGAAGCUCUGUUCACAAAAAUGAGCAAGACAAAUGGGUUGUCAGAAGAUUUAAUAUGGCACUGUAAAACAUUGAUCCAAGAAAGGGAUGUAGUUAUAAGACUUAUGAACAAAUGUGAAGACAUUUCAAAUAAAUUGACAAAGCAGGUGACCAAGCUUACUGAAGGUGGAGGUGGAUGGAACAUAGAUCAACCUUCCAUUCUAAACCAAAGUUUGUCCCUCAAGCCAUAUCAGAAGAUUGGUUUGAAUUGGCUAGCACUGCUACAUAAACAUGGACUAAAUGGUAUUUUGGCUGAUGAAAUGGGAUUAGGGAAAACAAUUCAAGCCAUUUCCUUCCUGGCAUACCUCUACCAAGAAGGUAAUAGAGGUCCUCAUUUAAUUGUUGUGCCAGCUUCAACUUUAGACAACUGGAUAAGAGAAGUUAACUUAUGGUGCUCUAACCUAGAUGUCCUCUUUUAUUAUGGUUCUCAAGAAGAUCGCAAACAGCUUAGAUGUGAUAUUCAUAAUAAAGUUGUAGACUUCAAUGUGAUUGUGACUACGUACAAUUGUGCAAUUAGCAGUUCAGAUGACCGUGGUCUAUUUCGACGGCUAAAACUUAACUAUGCAAUCUUUGAUGAAGGCCACAUGUUGAAGAAUAUGGCCUCUGUGCGCUACCAGCACCUCAUGACGAUUAACGCAAAGAAUCGUCUACUACUUACAGGCACUCCUGUUCAGAAUAAUCUAUUGGAGCUCAUGUCUCUGUUGAAUUUUGUCAUGCCUCAUAUGUUCAGUAGUAGCACCAGUGAAAUCAGACGAAUGUUCUCUUCCAAAGCAAAGUCAGCUGAAGAACAAAGCAUAUAUGAAAAGGAGAGAAUAGCACACGCUAAGCAAAUUAUAAAGCCAUUUAUUCUGAGAAGAGUAAAAGAAGAGGUCCUUAAACAGCUACCUCCCAAAAAAGACUGUGUUGAGCUAUGUGCAAUGUCAGAAAAGCAGGAACAAUUGUACUUUGCCCUUUGUAACAAAAUGAAGAAAUCUUUCAAUGGCAUAGAGAAAAGCUCAGAAAUGGGCAAUGUGAUGAUGCAACUAAGAAAAAUGGCCAAUCACCCUUUAUUACAUCGUCAGUAUUACACAGCUGAAAAACUCAAAAUAAUGUCACAGCUGAUGCUAAAGGAACCUACACAUUGUGAAGCUAAUCCUGACCUGAUUUUUGAAGAUAUGGAAGUCAUGACAGACUUUGAACUACAUUUACUUUGUAAACAGUAUGCACAUAUCAAUGACUUUAUGUUAGACAUGGAUCUCAUUUUGGACUCUGGAAAAUUCAAGAAACUAGAAUGCAUUUUGUCUGAAUUAAAAGAAAAGGGUGACAGGGUUGUAUUAUUUAGCCAAUUUACUAUGAUGCUGGACAUCUUAGAGGUUCUUCUAAAACACCAUCAGCAUAGAUAUCUUAGAUUGGAUGGAAAGACUCAAAUUUCUGAAAGGAUUCACCUAAUUGACCAGUUCAAUACAGACAUGGAUAUCUUUAUAUUUCUGCUAUCAACGAAAGCUGGUGGACUUGGGAUAAAUUUGACCUCUGCAAAUGUCGUCAUACUUCAUGAUAUUGACUGUAAUCCAUACAAUGAUAAACAAGCUGAAGAUCGAUGCCAUAGAGUAGGUCAGACUAAAGAAGUACACGUCAUAAAGUUAAUAAGUCAAGGGACAAUAGAAGAAUCCAUGCUUAAAAUCAACCAACAGAAACUGAAACUAGAAAAAGAUAUGACCAAAGUAGAUGAAGGUGAUGAAGGAAACGUAGCUGCAGAUAUAGCUACGCUACUAAAGACUUCUUUAGGUCUCCAAAAGGAGGAUUUCUAAUUGAGGAGAAAAUACCAACUUGGUGCACCCAAGGACAUUGACAUUACUGAAGACCAUGGGAUUUAUGAACAUUUAUAACUUUUUAUAAUAUCCAUAUUGUAUUUCUCAUGGUAUGAAAGAUUUUUGCCACUAAAUGAAUUCUCCAAAUGCUCAAACCUGAAAUAUAUAAUUGCCACAAGAAACGUAGUCCUUAAGAUGUUGAAUAAUCCUAUUUUACAAAGCAGUUUUCCAAAUGGGGAUUAGUUGGUGAUUGUUUGUAACAGAUCUGCUAAUGCUUUAGAUAUGUCAGUAUUUUUGUAAUUAUUUCUACCUCCAAAUAUAUAUAAUACUGUCUUUCACUGGAUAAUGUGUGUAGAUUUUUACAUGUGCCUUAUUUGACAAUGCUUAUGUUUUGUUUUGCCUGUCUUAACUCAUUUGAAGUACUGUUUUUUAUAUUAACUUAGUCAAAUAAAACUGUAUAGAUUAUGUAGCUUUAGUUUGAUUACUGUUGAAGCAGAUGCUCACCAUUGUCAUUGAGAACUCUGACCAGAAUUUCAAGGUGGUGACCUUUUACCAACAUCCCCCUCCCCCACCCCAUGUUUGCCUAGGGACUGUUUUAUUUUCCCAUGAAUAGUAAUGAAAAUAAUCCUCAUCUUGGAUUUUUUUUCCCAGGUGGAUGGAUUAUCACUAUGGAUUACUUAUUUUUGUUCCUCUCCUUAGCCUUGCACUAGUUAUGCACAUCCUUCUGGCUAGCCACAUGCAUGCCUCUUUGAUUUGCUUCUCUUGGCACUUGCGGCCCUGAUGCUCGUUUCAGUUUUCUUUUGCUGUCCAGAUCGUUAUUUAUUCCUGCCACAUUUCCAUGCAUCAACAGAGCGUGGAUGGAAUUCUUCUAGGCUGGCAGAACAAAUUCACUUUUGCUUCAUUGCAAAGUGAAUGUGAAUAUAGAUUGAGGCAGCAUUAGGUUAGGUACUACACAGGAAUUAAGAAUAAAUCCUGGGUGGAGGCAAUGUGAUGAAUACAUCACUUACUCCACAGCGCUACCAAGACUUAAUUCAGCAAUUUCCAGGAUAUUAACUGCUGAAGAGUUAGAACUUCAGUGUGGGUGACAUAGCGAAGAGUUAGAAGAACUAAAGUUGUCUUUUGGAUACCAUCUCUCUAUGAAGUCUUUAUAAAAUUUUGCCUAUUGUCAGUCAAAAUUGCUGUUUUUAUUGUACAUCUAUUUCUUUGUGUAACUUGUGAGCUUCAUGUGUUUUUGUUUCUAUUCUGUAAAUAUUAUUAUAAAUAAACUUAUUUAUAAAUGGAAAGUGUUAAAACCUAUAGGAUGUUAAUAUUUUGCAAGGGAUUGUACAUUUACAAAUGAAAAAGAUAUGAAGUAAUAACUUUCUAUGUAUGCUGAAAUGAUUUUGAAAUCAACUGAAGCCAAGCCCCUCAGAAUUUUUGAGAUAGGUUUGUAAAAGGUUCAUAGUAGUGAGUUUCAUUAUGGGAAUUUUGAUCAUAUUUUGGUUUGAGUGUUUGUUUAGACUGUUUGGUAAUGUAAAGCAGUGAUUCUUAACCUUUUCAACUAUGAGAACUUCUUUUGAACAUUUGAAAUGUUGUUGGCCUCCAUGUGAAAAGCAGUUCCACUCAUGUUGCAUGUUUUGUUGGAGCUAAAUAGAUCUAGCCAGUCAUAUUUGAUGUAGGUAUGGAUUUAAGGAGGAAUGGAGGGAGAGACCAUCAGUUUAAAAUGUGUGUGUGACAUCAAUUGUAAAUGGAGUAAAGCUGUUUAGGAUCAUAGCUUUUGAUCUGGAAGGGACCUUACAAAUCAUUGACUUCAGUUCUUUUGUUUUAGAGAUGAGAAAAUGAAGCACAGAGAGGCGAAAUGAUUUGCCCAGACAUAUCUAGCAUCACAUGUCUAGUGUCAGAUACAGGUUUGGAGCCCAGGUGGUCCUGACUCUUACAUACAGUGCUCUGUCCACUACACCACAGACAAAGUACUGGAAGCAAAUUUUUUUUUAAUUUUGUUUUAUAUAGUAUAUGGCAUUAAUGUAAAAAAGCUCCACCAACAGUGACAAAAUUGUCAUGGGAAAAAUGAUACAUUUGCCGUUAUUUUUCUAGAUGGCUUAAUAUAAAGCAUAAGCAAAAAUGAUUUUACAUGGUUCAAGUCGGGGGGAAAAGAAUAACCCCAGACCAGUCACUGGUCUACAUUCUAGUUUCUGGCCUCUGUUUUAUCCACUCAGCAAUCACUGGAAUGCUUUGAACUUUUUUUCGUAAGGCUACCAGUUUAGGAUGCUUGUCCAAGAGGUCAUGUUUAAGGACCAAAAGUGUGGUACUGCAAAUGUCCCAGUAGAAAUCAGCCCAGGUUACCUGAUGAUUAAAGAAGAAAAAACAGUCCUUAAGGUUUUCGUUUGUGUAUAAACUCUUAAUUUAACUGAAUUGUAUUCUGAGGUCUAAACUUUAAAUGUGGAAUCAUUUAUCUUCACCUUGCAUCUUAGUGAAAACCAAGUAAUUCCUCCCCAAAGAUCAGGGAGAAAAUGACCAGGAAGCCAAUAAUUUGAGGAGAAGAGUGAGAACUUCAGAGUGGGAGUGACCAUUACUUAUCAUUCUAUCUGUAAAUUAUCCUCUGAAACAAAUGGGAGUUCUAUGUAUAGAAAUUAAAUCCUAAUGCCCCUAGAUCAUAGAAUCUAUUUGGGACCUUGGGAUCAUAGGAUCUAGGGCUGAGACAGACCAUUGCAACUAGUCUUUUCUUUAUUGUAUUGAAGGAACUUGCCCAAGACUCUGAGCCUAAAAUAACCCAAACCAGGAAAUCCAGUGUUCUUUUCACCAAUUUCCCCCUUUUCCCCGACUCUUGCCUAUUGUUCAUAUUUCUUUUCUUUUUUUCUUUUUUUUUUUUUGGUGAGGCAAUUGGGGUUAAGUGACUUGCCCAGGGUCACACAGCUAGUAAGUGUUAUGUGUCUGAGGCUGGAUUUGAACUCAGGUACUCCUGAAUCCAGGGCCGGUGUUCUAUCCACUUGCGCCACCUAGCUGCCCCUGCUCAUAUUUCUUGAACUUGUUCCUUGUUAUCUCUGCUGCUUGAUCAGAAGUUAUUGGUCACAAGGUUCUCAAAGAACCUUUAGCUAUUUUUCUGUUUUAUAAAUUCCUCAGUAAAGGCAUUCUUGUUCCAAGCAUGGUGAGAGGAACAGGGUAGUAGAGGGAGCAAAAUGAGAAGGAAUCAAUGCAUAGAGCUAAGUGGCCUCACCUUUCAGGGUGUUCAUCUGUAAGAUAAGAGUUGGCCCCAUAAGGUCCUUUCCAGUUCUAAAACCCUAUGAAUUCCUAUGACUGAAGAGGGAAUGAGGUCUACUAGGGGUUCUGAGGAAUGUGAUAGAAGUAGGUAGAUAGAGGGAAUGAUGUGAGCAGAGAGAGGCUUGUUGCUGAAGAGGAGAAAUGGGGUGAAAAGAAAAGCAGAGCAGACAUUAGGGUCUUCUGCCCUAACAUUGUCUGAGCCUGUACCUCCCUAGUGGUGGCUCUAGGCCUGGCUGCUUUGGGCCUCAGUGAACCCAGCUCCUGGCAUCAACAGCUCUCACACUAUGCCAUUGCUACCAUAUUAGAUCCUUUUCUGUAGCCUGACUGAAAGGAUCUUCGGGACAACUGCAGAUAGAAUGAAGGGGGUGUGAACCCACAUGAUUUGGGCUUCAUAAGCUAAGCAUAUUUGGAAACAUACUUACACAUCGAAACUGUUCUUAAAUUGUUUGUUAAUGUUAUAUUCAGGCAGUUGUGGGCAACAGUUUUGUGACUGGUCUGUUACAAUACAGUUUUUAUUUGUUGAGUUUUCAAUAUCGUUGGGUAUGCUCAGUAGGAGGAUUUCACUUCUGUCUAUGAAAAGCUAGUUUCUGGUGCAUUCUGGCCACUUGCUUGUGUCUGUAGGUAUUUUGGUAGUAGGUGUUAAAUGAUGGUUUCUACUGCUUCCUUGCAUAAUCUGCAUUGAUCAAUAAAUCUUAUCUCCUCAAGGAUAACCUUUCUGUAACUGGUGGGAAUGACUUGGUCUUCUGUGCUAUCAUAAACCCUUCAUUUUAGUACAUGAAUGUGUAUGAUUAUUGUCAGUUGAAUUCAUGUCAGUUUCACCCAUGAAAGGGCUGUUGCAUAGGCUCCACCCAAAGGUUUUGAUUAUAUUUGAUAUAUCCAUGGCAUAUAUAUUCAAUCAGCCUUUACUAUUGCUCUGUGAAGUGAUCUCCGUUCAUUAUCCCAGAAGUAUUUCUGUAUGUGUUUAAUCUGUUUAUCUUGUGUUCUGAAAAUAUCAAUCAAUCCAGAAACCUGUAUUUCAUCAAUAUUGUGUGUAUUUUUAUUUGGGUACUUGCUAAAUCUGUUGUCACCUGUCUUACUGUUCCAAAAAUGUACAUGAAGUAAAGUGUUGUAUAGGUUUUAAUAUUUCUAAAUGCGUUCUUCCCAUUGAGCUUUUUAGGCAGCUAGGUGGUGCAGUAGAUAGAGUGCUAGGCCUGGAGUCAGAAAAAUCUGAGUUCAUAUCUGGCCUUAGACACUUAUUAGCUGUGUGACCCUAGGCAAGUCACUUAACCUCUGA
Dromiciops gliroides (monito del monte) is the source of this 7870-nucleotide messenger RNA. RefSeq names its product SWI/SNF-related, matrix-associated actin-dependent regulator of chromatin, subfamily a, containing DEAD/H box 1 (gene SMARCAD1). Lineage: Eukaryota; Metazoa; Chordata; Mammalia; Microbiotheria; Microbiotheriidae. The record is from RefSeq and is a predicted model, not a curated record. Gene Ontology annotation, molecular function: ATP binding; chromatin binding; ubiquitin binding. The transcript is spliced from 24 exons. Gene Ontology annotation, cellular component: nucleus. The coding region runs from base 172 to 3360 and encodes 1062 amino acids.